Molecule: messenger RNA, 1828 nt
Organism: Chironomus riparius
Lineage: Eukaryota; Metazoa; Arthropoda; Insecta; Diptera; Chironomidae
Source: the annotation of a GenBank genome assembly
UUUUUUAUGAAAUAAAUUUGAAUACGAUUUUAAUAAGCAUUUGAGUUGACAUAAAAGUUUUAUUAAAGCAGCUGGCAACAAUGUCGAUAUAAAGUUUAUAAGGAAAAAGCGAUUGAAAGGCACAAAAAACAAUGUUAAUUCAGAAUGUUAAAAUUAUUAAAGUCUCAAAUAAAACUCUUUUAUUUCUGACAAUUGGAUUUAUUACAUUUUUAUACUUCUUCUACGUCUUUAAUUCCUGCAUCAUUAGUAGCUUUCAUAAAGCUUUCCGAAAACAUGUACCACAUAAUCCACACAACACAUCAUCUUCUCAAAAUUCUGAUACACAAAUAAUUUUCGGAAGUGUCGUUAGAAUUGUGUCAUUGACUGAUGAUGACAACAAGAAUGAAAGUGCAUUUAAGUAUCGUUUAGUAAAUACACAAAAUUUGUCAGUUAGAAGAUUUCCAGAUGUGCUGAUUAUUGGUGUAAAAAAGUCUGGAACGAGAGCCUUAUUGGAAUUCAUUCGACUUCAUCCUGAUGUUCGAGCAGCUGGAAAUGAGAUUCACUUCUUCGAUCGACACUACUCGUUUGGUCUGAAUUGGUAUCGAAAGAAGAUGCCACCAACAAUGCUCGGUCAACUAACAAUGGAGAAGACACCAUCAUAUUUUAUAACAACAGGCGUUCCUGCACGAGUACAUAAGAUGAAUCCAAAUAUCAAGCUUCUAUUAGUUGUAAGGAAUCCAGUCACAAGAGCUAUAAGUGACUAUACACAAGCAUUUAGUAAGAAAAAAGAUAUGAAAAAGUUUGAGGAACUUUCAUUUGUUAAUGGCUCUUAUCAGCUUGUUGAUACAUCGUAUGGAGCAAUCAAAAUAGGAGUUUAUGCAAAAUAUCUCGAAAGAUGGCUCAAAUUUUUCCCGCUCAAGCAGUUCCUCUUCAUAAGCGGUGAAAGAUUGAUAUCUGAUCCAGCCGCUGAGAUCUAUAGAGUUCAAGACUUUUUAAACCUUAAACGUGUGAUAACAGAAAAGCAUUUCUAUUUUAAUUCGACAAAAGGAUUUCCAUGUCUCUUGAAGUCCGAGAGUCGCUCAACACCACAUUGUCUAGGCAAAACAAAAGGUAGAAUACAUCCAGUUAUUGAUGAGAAAGCUAUAGAACGUUUGAAUGAUUUUUAUCGACCUUUUAAUGAGAAAUUUUAUCAAAUGACAUUUAUCAAUUUUGGAUGGUCAUAAAGGAAGCAGUUCCUCUAUCUAUCUAUUUUUUUAACAGUAAAAUGGAAAAUAUUUGCACAAUCAUCAAUUUUCUAAUACGACAAGAACAACAACAAACACAAGAGCAUAGCUUAAUCAAUCAAUCAAUCAAUUAAGAAUACAUAAAUCAUGAUGAAAAUACUAUUGGGAAUCAAUUAGUCUUACUUAACAAAAAACUUUUAUUGCACAAAGAAGAAGGCAGACGGAAAUUGAAAGAAAACAUGAAAGUUCAAACCGGUUCUACGGUUAAAUUCUAUUAACAUUAAUUUUAUGAAUGCACCCUCGAUUAAGUUAAUUGUGCCAAAAAAAAGGAAGUAGCGCUAAUAUUGAGUGUGUUUUAAGCAAUAAUUCUGAUGUUUCUCGAUUUAAGUAGAUUCUGGAUCAAGAGAACUACUUCAAUCGAAGAUCAACAGUACCUACGAACUAUCACAUAGUUAAGUAUAAAUCAUAUUUUUGCCAGUAACGAUAAUAGCAAGUUUUUAAUUAUACGAAAAAACAAACAAAGCUCAAUGAGACAAGAGAUACCUAAAAUGCUUAUGGCUUACAAAAGAAAAUAGUAUUCAUAAAAUAAUAUAUCAGUAUUAAUGGUUAUUCCUUAUUGUUUGUAG